Maudiozyma barnettii is the source of this 1707-nucleotide messenger RNA. RefSeq names its product Mup3p (gene MUP3). Gene Ontology annotation, molecular function: L-amino acid transmembrane transporter activity. Gene Ontology annotation, cellular component: membrane. The record is from RefSeq and is a predicted model, not a curated record. Gene Ontology annotation, biological process: amino acid transmembrane transport. Bases 1 to 1707 code for a protein of 568 amino acids. The transcript has a single exon. Lineage: Eukaryota; Fungi; Ascomycota; Saccharomycetes; Saccharomycetales; Saccharomycetaceae.
AUGUUGUCAGAUAGUAAAUCGAGUGCCAUCCAUGUGGAAGAAUAUGACUAUACUGAUAAUGAUACAGAAAGAUUGGCCCAGGUAGUGACUGAAGAAUUAGCUCUUCGGAGUAAAUUAGGUUCAAAAACUAAGGAUUAUGGAUCAUUUUGUUCUUUAGAUGCAGAAGAACAUCAUAAAGCUACACAACAAUUAAUAGAAGUACCACAAGGAAGACAUUUGGGAAUAUAUUCUACUACAAUUUUAUUUGUUUCACGUAUAUUAGGAUCUGGUAUUUUCACUAUUCCUAGUAGUAUGUAUGUGAACUGCGGUGGUAAUAUCACGAUUUUCUUUGGUAUAUGGAUUCUAACUGCAAGUUUAGCAUUCGCAGGACUCUAUUUGUUUUUAGAGUUUGGAUCAUGGAUACCGAAAUCUGGUGGUAGAAAAAACUUUCUAGAACAAACUUAUACCAAACCGAAUUUAAUGAUGAGUGUCACUUUUGCAUGUUAUAGUUUGUUAUCUGGGUUGACACUUUCUAACUCGAUUGUUUUUGGGAAAUAUAUCCUAUAUGCUAUGGGAUAUGAUGAUAUCUCAGAGUCCAAUGAACAACGUAUGUCUAAACUAAUAAGUAUAUCUGUGAUUUUAGUUGCAAUUUUAAUCCAUGGUAUCUCAGUUCGUCAUGGUAUUUUUAUUCAAAAUUUAUUUGGUGGAUUGAAAUUGAUUAUGAUAUUGUUAAUGUGUGGUACAGGAUUAUAUUCAUUAUUUAUUUAUAAACCAAUUGAGGUUGAUUCCUCAGUUUUAUCAAACAAUUUUCAUUAUAUGACACUGGAAGAAGGUUCAAUGAUUUCAAUAUCAUCUAUUGCAGCAGCUAUUACAAGCUCAUUUUUCUGUUUUGCAGGUUGGGAUUCGGUUCACUCAGUGGCUUCUGAAAUUAAAAACCCUUCGAGAACAUUGAAAAUUUCAGGUCCAAUAUCCCUUUUAAUAUGUUUCGUUUGUUAUAUAUUGGUGAAUCUAGCAUAUUUGAAUGUAUUAACAUUUGAAGAAAUUAAAGAAGCAGGUCCAUUAAUUGGUUCUGUCUUAUUCACAAAAUUAUUUGGCACUUUCAUCGGCGGUAAGAUCAUGUCGAUUACAGUCGCAUUAUCUGCUUUAUCAAAUAUAUUAGUGGUUACUUAUGGUAUCUCCAGAAUGAAUCAAGAAAUAUUUAGAGAGGGGUAUUUACCGUUUAGUAAAUUUAUGGCUAGUAAUUACCCCAGGGAUGCACCAUUGCCUUCUAUCGCUCUGUGUGGUAUAUUAACUAUUGCAUGGAUUCUUUUAUUACCUGGAGAUUCUGCAUCUUUUGAUUAUUUAAUAAAUAUGGAAGGAUAUGGGAAUCAAUUUUUCUUAUUCUUAGUGGCUUUGGGAUUAUUCAUAUAUAGACAUACCCACAAGUCCACUGAUCAAACGUUAAAACCGACUAUAAAAGCGUCAUCAAUUGGUGUUAUUGCACUAGGUAUGUUAAGUCUCUACCUUUUGGCUGCCCCCUUUAUUGAUCGGAAGGACCAAGCUGUCAAGGUGACAAGUAUGCCACCAUACCAAAUCACAACAUUAAUAAUGAUUGGUAUAUGUUUCCUCUAUUGGUUUAAGAUGUUUUACUUAUGUCCUAAGUUAGGUGGGUAUAAGUUAAAGGCCAAAUUUAUUGUUUUGAAUGAUGGUCUAAUCAUGACCAAAUGGGUUAAGAGAUAUAUUCAAUGA